This is a messenger RNA of Plasmodium berghei ANKA, 2580 nucleotides long. Its product is annotated as DNA mismatch repair protein MLH, putative. Lineage: Eukaryota; Apicomplexa; Aconoidasida; Haemosporida; Plasmodiidae. The transcript has a single exon. Gene Ontology annotation, biological process: mismatch repair. Gene Ontology annotation, molecular function: mismatched DNA binding; ATP hydrolysis activity; ATP binding. Gene Ontology annotation, cellular component: MutLalpha complex. The record is from RefSeq and is a predicted model, not a curated record. Bases 1 to 2580 code for a protein of 859 amino acids.
AUGAGUGAUAUGAAAAAUAAUAAAAUUAAUAGUGAGGAAAAUGAAAGAAGAAUAAUAAAACUUUCCAAAGAAGAUAUUAAUAGAAUAGCAGCAGGGGAAGUUAUAAUUAGACCAUGUAAUGCAUUAAAAGAAUUAGUUGAAAAUAGUUUAGAUGCAAAUUCAACAAAUAUAAGUGUGCAAUUAAAUAAAGGUGGAUUAAAAUCAGUUCAAAUAAUAGAUGAUGGAGAUGGUAUACAUAAAGACGAUUUAUAUAUAGUAUGUGAAAGAUUUACAACAAGUAAAAUUAGCAGUCAUAAAGAUAUAAGAAGUAUCAAAACUUUUGGAUUUAGAGGUGAAGCAUUAGCUUCUAUUUCGCAUGUUUCUUAUUUAACAAUUACUACAAAAAAAAGAAAAUCUUCAUCUUGUUAUACAUGUACAUAUAAAGAUGGUAAACCAACACAAAAAGAGCCAACUGCUUGUUCAGGAAAAGAUGGAACGAUAAUCCGAUUUGAUGAUUUAUUUUAUAAUAUGAAAACACGAUUAAAAACUUUAAAUCACAAUGAUGAAUAUAAUAAAUGUUUAGAUGUUUUACAAAAAUAUUCAAUACACUACCCACAUGUUACAUUUACAUGUAAAAAAUGGCUUAGCAACGUCGUUGAUUUGAGUACGUAUAAUGCUGGUAAAGGAAUUGGAGGGAUAGGAGGAAUUUAUGUUAUAAAGAAUAAAAUAAAAGAAGAUUUUAAUGAUGUUAUUUCUGGAAUAGACAACGACGAAAAGGAUCAAGUAAAUUUCGGAAAAAUGAAUGAAAAGGGAUAUUCUGAGUUUGAACAAAAAAUAUUAGAAGAAGAAAAAGAGUUAGAUAAAAACCAUGAAAAAUAUCUUAAUAAUACAAAAACAAUUAUACAAAAAAUAUAUGGUAGGAAUGUUUCAAAAGAAUUAAUUCCAAUUUUUGUAAAUGAAAAAAUUCCAACUUUUUUUAAAUGCUAUGGAUUAAUAAGUGGGCCGUCCUAUAAUUCGAAAAAAAGUUCAUAUAUAUUUUUUAUAAAUGAUCGAUUAGUAGAAUCAAAUAUAUUAAAAAGAGCUUGUGAAAAUCAAUAUAAUAAUUUUUUGGGAAAAGGAAAUUAUCCAUGGGUUUAUUUAGCUCUCCGAUUAAAAUAUGAUAUUGUUGAUAUUAAUGUCCAUCCAACUAAGAAGGAAGUUCAUUUUUUAUAUCAAGAUGAAAUUGCUACAUUAAUAUCUAAAAAAAUUGAAGAAAUAUUAAAAAAGAUAAAUAAUAUGAGAAGUUAUAAUGCCCCAACAGUUAAUCUAAUGCAAACAAAAUUUGAUUUAAGCACUGGAAAAAUAGACAUAAAAAAAGAGAAACAAAAUGAUAAUAAUAAUAAUUAUAUAGAUGAUAAAAAUGAGAAUAAUUUUAUUAGCGAAAAUAAAAGUGGAGUAAAAAAAACAAUAGACACAAAACGAGUAAGAACAGAUUGUAAACAAAUAACAUUAACAAAUUAUUUUGUUAAAAAAAAUGAUAAAGAUAAGAAAGAAAUAACUUUAUUUAAAGAUAAUGAAUAUGAAGUAUUUCAAUUAGAACCACCAAAACCUGCUUUAUAUAAUGUUAGUCAUAAUAAACAUAUUAGUAACAUAUGCUAUGAUAGAAAAUACCCAUCCGAAUGUGAUGAAAUUACUAGUAUUAAAAAAUUAAGAAAAAUAUGUGAAGAAAAAGAAAAAAAAGAAUUAACAGAUUGUUUAAAAAAUUCUAUAUAUGUUGGUCCAGUUGAUAAUAUGCAUAGUUUAAUACAAUAUAAAGAAAAAUUGUUAAUGAUAAAAAUGCCAUUAAUUAUAAAAGAAAUUACAUAUCAAUCUAUACUUAAUAGGAUAGGAAGAAUUCCACCAUUUAAAUUCGAUCCUCCUAUUCCUUUAUAUGAUCUUUUAUUAGUUGGGUUAAAUAAUUCAUAUUCUGGUUUUUUUGAAAACCCUAAUUAUGCAAAUAAAAAUAUAGAAAGGAUAUGUAACGAAUUAGAACAAAUAUUUUAUUCUUAUGAAGAAAUGUAUGCUGAUUAUUUUUCUAUUAUAAUUGAAGAUGGACAUAUUGUUACUUUUCCAGCAUGUUGUGGUGAAUAUUUUCCAGGGCAAGAAUUUUUACCAUUAUUAUUUCUACGAUUAGCUAUUCAAAUAGAUUAUGAAAAAGAGACUAAUUGCAUAAAUGGAAUAUGUUAUUUGCUAGCCAAUUUUUAUUCAAAGAUCACAUUAACUUCUGAUACAGAAUGGACAUAUCAUGAUGAAUUGAAAAUGAUAAAAGAGCGGGAAGUUGAUAUGUUGCUCAAUCAAAAAAAAGGAAAAAACUCCCAAAAUAAUGAAAAUGGCAAUGAAGUAGAGGGAAAUGUACAAAAUGAUAAUAUCAAUUUUGAUAGUAUACUUGGGGACGAAACAGUUAUAGAUGUUAAUAAGCAUUUACCAGUUUCGAAAAAUAUUAACUUAGUUUUUGAAAAAUAUUUUUUCCCCAUGAUCCAAUUAAAUAACUCUAUGAAAAUACCUAACAUAUUUUCAAGCAAUGGAUAUAUAAUCGAGUUAACUUCCCUCAACCAAUUGUACAAAAUUUUUGAACGAUGUUAG